Messenger RNA from Talaromyces amestolkiae, 735 nucleotides. RefSeq lists its product as uncharacterized. Lineage: Eukaryota; Fungi; Ascomycota; Eurotiomycetes; Eurotiales; Trichocomaceae. The coding region runs from base 1 to 735 and encodes 244 amino acids. Gene Ontology annotation, cellular component: endoplasmic reticulum membrane. The transcript is spliced from 2 exons. The record is from RefSeq and is a predicted model, not a curated record. Gene Ontology annotation, biological process: GPI anchor biosynthetic process. Gene Ontology annotation, molecular function: hydrolase activity, acting on ester bonds.
AUGCUGCAACCUAUCGUACAGUUCCAUGGAAAGUGGCCUUUCUACAGAGUUCUUGGCAUGCAGGAGAUAUUCUCUGUGCUCUUCUCCCUGCUCAAUUUCCUAGCUCAUUACUACGGAUUGAAGUGGGUUGAAUCGUCGAUCCCGGCCUCUUACCCUCUUCGCAAAUACUACAAAGGGUUCGCAUAUUUUGGAUACGCCAGUUGGACUUUUAGUAUGCUGUUUCACACACGUGAUUUCCCCUUGACCGAGAAAUUGGAUUACUGGGCCGCCGGCGCAAGCAUCCUCUACGGACUCUAUCUCGUGGUUAUCCGCGUUUUUCGCCUAGACCAGGAACGGCCGCGCUUCAAACCAACGCUUCGCCGAUUGUGGACUUAUCUCUGUGUCGGCCUAUACAUUGCACACGUGUCAUAUCUCACUUUCUGGUCGUGGGACUACACUUACAAUAUGAUUGCGAAUGUUAUCGUGGGAGUUAUUCAGAAUGUUCUCUGGACUGCUUUCAGCAUCUACCGAUACAGGAAGGAACCAAAGAAGCCAUGGAUGGCCUGGCCCGCCAUCAUCGUUCUGUGGAUCUCACUGGCAAUGAGCCUGGAGCUUUUUGACUUCCCGCCGUGGUGGGGAUUGAUUGAUGCACAUGCCUUGUGGCAUUUGGGUACAGUUAUACCCACUGCAUGGUGGUAUCUAUUUAUUGUUGAGGACGCCAAGAACGACUUGGCCGCAGAGAGGUUGAAAGCUUGA